Aspergillus tubingensis is the source of this 909-nucleotide messenger RNA. RefSeq names its product transcription factor domain family protein. The transcript has 2 exons. The record is from RefSeq and is a predicted model, not a curated record. Lineage: Eukaryota; Fungi; Ascomycota; Eurotiomycetes; Eurotiales; Aspergillaceae. Bases 1 to 909 code for a protein of 302 amino acids.
AUGAAACUUCAACGAGAGCCCGGCAGAACCGCAUACCUCAUAUGCCUUCUGCUCGCUCUUCAAUGUACAUGCUUUGUACGAGCAGAGAGCUUUACCUAUCCGACAGCAAAGGAAUAUCAGUUCAUCGUGGGAGACCUGGUCAAUGUAUCCUGGGACGUGGUGACAUCGCGUGUUUCUCUUUAUGAAGUGUGCAACACCAAGGUUCCCUUGCUAUUAAACGUCACAAACCCCUACAGCUAUGUCUGGAAUGCAACCCGCGACAAAUAUAGAGAGUCUGGCUGCGCGUUCGAGCUCGAUUCACUGGACAUGUUCGGUAUUCUUAACCCACCAGUACUCACAAGUGUCAAGAUUGGCGUGAGCAAGCGUCAGAAAGAUGAUCCUCCACCUGAGUUUUAUAACUUGUACAACCCGACCAGCAGCACAUCUAGUAGUACGUCCAGCACCACUUCAAUGAAAUCUACCUCGAGUACCACUUUAGCAACAUCCACCUCUACAUCUCCACAUGGUACAAGCACCGCGGCGGCCGAAACAACAGCAGCAUCAGCAUCCUCCAUUCCAGCUACCACCGAUGACGGCAAUGGUCUUACUGUUGCACAAAAGGUUGGGAUCGGUCUUGGGGUUCCGCUAGGAGUGCUGGCAAUAUCCAUCGUUGGGGCUUUAGGGUUUUUGUAUCGACGUCGAUCUCAAAGGCCGAGUGGUUUGGACGAGCCACCCAAUUCGGAUCAACCCGCACCCUCUGGGAUGCUUGAAGCGGCCAAGGCUCCAUGGGAUCCUCGCAUCUCCAGGGCGGAAACGGUAAUCGCAGAAUUGCCUUCACCGUCUUUUGAAAUGGAAGGAAUAUCAGAGGAGGUGAACCAUCGACCAAUAAGCGAAGUAAUGGGGACUCCUCGGAGUGAGCUUAGUGCGUGA